Messenger RNA from Gracilinanus agilis (Agile Gracile Mouse Opossum), 2043 nucleotides. It is a transcript of the gene PDZK1, whose product is annotated as PDZ domain containing 1. The record is from RefSeq and is a predicted model, not a curated record. The coding region runs from base 79 to 1611 and encodes 510 amino acids. Lineage: Eukaryota; Metazoa; Chordata; Mammalia; Didelphimorphia; Didelphidae. Gene Ontology annotation, cellular component: apical plasma membrane. Gene Ontology annotation, biological process: protein localization to plasma membrane. Gene Ontology annotation, molecular function: signaling receptor binding; protein-membrane adaptor activity. The transcript has 9 exons.
GCAGGUUGCAAGUUUAGCAUCUGUUAGCAGUGAGAGAAUUCCAGGGUAAACCAAAGAGCUUCGGUCCUGGAUUCAGACAUGGCCUCUACCAUCACACCUCGAGAAUGUAAACUUUCCAAACAAGAUGGGCAAAGUUAUGGCUUCUUCCUCCGGAUUGAGAAAGACACCGAGGGUCACCUGGUUCGUGUGGUAGAACAGGGUAGCCCAGCUGAGAAAGGAGGCCUCAAAGAUGGCGACCGGGUUCUCAGUAUUAAUGGGGUGUUUGUGGACAAAGAAGAACACUUGAAGGUUGUGGAUCUGGUCAAGAAAAGUGGGAAUUCAGUGACAUUCCUAGUUCUGGAUGGUGUGUCUUAUGAACAAGCAGUAAAAAAAGGGAUGAACCUGAAGGAACUGAAUCAGAAAGACAAGGAAUCACCCCCAUCGAUGAAUGGUGUAGCGGGUGCAGGGAGCCAGCCCCGGCUCUGUUACCUGGUGAAGGAGGGAAGCUCUUAUGGCUUCUCUCUGAAAACUGUCCAAGGUAAAAAGGGAGUGUACAUGACUGACUUGAUUCCCCAAGGUGUGGCUUCAAAGGCUGGUGUACAAUCUGAAGACCGUCUGAUUGAAGUGAAUGGGGAGAAUGUGGAAAAUGCUAGCCAUGAAGAGGUGGUUGAAAAGGUGAAGAAAGCUGGAAGCCAAAUUAUGUUUUUGCUGAUAGACAAGGACAUGGACAAGUACUACAACGAACAUAAGAUAAAAGUCAAAAGAGAGACAGCCAGUCUGAUGAUGCUUCCUCACAAGCCCCGGAUUGUGGACAUGAUGAAGGGAAGAGGUGGCUAUGGAUUUUACUUGAGAGUAGGCCCGGGGCAGAAAGGUCAGAUCAUCAAAGACAUAGAUUCUGGAAGCCCAGCAGAAGCGGCUGGUCUGAAGAAUAAUGAUCUGCUCAUCGCUGUUAAUGGAGAAUCAGUGGAAUUUCUGGAUCAUGACAGUGUGGUGGAGAAGAUUAAAAAAGGUGGAGAUCAGACCUCACUCCUGGUGGUAGACAAGGAGACGGACGCCAUGUAUAAACUGGCUCAGUUUUCUCCAUUUCUCUACUACCUUCAAAAUCAAGCACUUCCUAAUGGUGCCAUCAAGGAGGCUCCUGCUGCUCCUUCUCCCGUGGCCUCGAGCCCUGCUCCCCCGGAGGAAGUGGUGACUCACAAGCCCAAGCUCUGCCGUCUGGUCAAAGGCCAGGAGGGCUACGGCUUCCACUUAAACGCUGUUCGAGAUCAGCCUGGAUGCUUCAUCAAAGAGGUACAGAAGGGCAGCCCUGCUGACCUCGCUGGUCUAGAAGAUGAUGACUACAUCAUUGAAGUGAAUGGAGUGAAUGUGAUGGAUGAACCUUAUGAGGGGGUGGUGGAAAAAAUCCAGAACAGUGGAAAAAGUGUCAGUCUAUUGGUCUGUGGAAAGAAGGCCUACACUUACUUUCAGGCUAAGAAAAUACCGAUUAGUUCCUCGAUGGCAGAUCCAUUAGAGAACUCCCCUGAUUCUCCUGAGGAGCCACCAGCCGAGGCAGAGAGAGACUCAUCCACGCCAAAAGAACGAGCUGACAGCAUAUCCUCUCAUUCUACCAGCUCUGAAGACACUGAACUAUGAUAACACCAAUCUCUGGCUUUGACUAGAAUAUGUCUCUUGGAAUUUGAUAGGAAUAAUUCUCUCCCAAAGAACAAGCUGUCACCCAUUGCGUAGAAAGUAACUCUACAGGAAAGGACUCCAUGUGAACCUGUCCCCAUCUUAGGGACAGCUGCUGUAGAGAGCCAGUUUGUUUGUGGUUAAGUUAGAAAAUGAGAACCCAUGAGGCACUUCAUCCCCACAAUCUCUCUCUUGUUAUCAUUUGAGACAGAGAGUAGUUAGGUGUCUCAGCACAGGCCAGUGCCUCUCAAGCACUAAAGGUGAUUCACAAUUAGUAGGGGAGGCAGUUGCUUUAUUAGAUUUAUGAAAUCCGAUCAGAUCAGCCUUUCUUAGAAAUAGUGUGCUACCAACUCUAAGUGCUAUGAAGAAUAAACAUCAACAGUACUUUUAUGGCAA